Coffea eugenioides is the source of this 2795-nucleotide messenger RNA. RefSeq lists its product as uncharacterized. Bases 303 to 2654 code for a protein of 783 amino acids. The transcript is spliced from 3 exons. The record is from RefSeq and is a predicted model, not a curated record. Lineage: Eukaryota; Viridiplantae; Streptophyta; Magnoliopsida; Gentianales; Rubiaceae.
CUAGUGAGAGUAGACCAUGAUUUUGUCCGCUUCAAGCGCCGGAAGGGAAGAUUCAGUCCGCUCUGAAACAACCAACAAAAAGUUCAUCAUAUCUCACCAAUUCUCUCCUCACUCUCUUUGAGCCUUCUCUCCCUGCCGUCACAGCAUGCAAUUUUAAUGAAAACCAACCACCAUUUUAAUGAAAUGAAAGAAGAUUAGCAGAGCCACCCAAUAAAAAGAAAAAAAAACCCAAGAAAAUUAAUACUAGGAUUUUAGGAGGAGCAACAAAUACAAAAGAGAAAACAAUCAUCAAGAAGAAGAAGAUGGAGGCGCCCAAAAGCACCUUUCCCAAGCAACGAAGGAACAAGACUGUGAUCAGCAGAAUAGGCAAAGCCGGGGGUGGUGGAGGGAUUGGAGUUGGAAUUAUUUUCUUGGGCGGAGCAGUAGCCAGUGCUACUGCAGCUUUCCUCAUCAGGAGGCGGCUCCAAAAGUCCACCAGUAAUAUCAAGAAUUGCAGCCGUGAUCCGUCAACUCCAUCCGCUGAGAUUCCUUACAAAUUGCUGGAGGACAAAAACACAAAUCAAGCCAAGGGCCUAAAGUUUAUUGCUCCCGAUUCAGAUUCUCCUGCAUGUACGGAUACGCAUCAAAACUUGAGUAACGGAACAGCAAAGACUGGAAUACAUGAGAACCAUAACACCGUUACCUCAGAUCAAAGCUUCAUCCAGGAUCAAAAGUACCAGAUUCAAGCUGAUGAUGGAAAAGGGGAUCCCGUAGCUGAUUCUGAACAACUUGUACAUUCAAAUUCUCCCGGCGGACUGGUAAGCAGCUUGCAGUUCGACGCAUCUCCCCUCAAGGAGGAAGAAUCUCCAUUGCCACUAGUUGGAAAUCAAGCGCUGCAUCAGCCGAAGCAAGUUGCUGACCGCUUUUCUGGGGAAGAAAUUGAGAUAAUUCGAGAAGAUGAUCCGGUUGACGCAGCUCUUGUUGAUAAAGGCACAGAAAAAGAAAAACAAAAACUGGAGAACGGUAAUGGAGAGGAGAUGGAACUGGAGAACGGUAAUUGCUCCUCGGAUAAGGAUAUGGGAGAAUUGAAUAGUCAAGACGCAGCAGAAACAACUAAGAUAGAGCAGAGGACAGGUACAUUAUUGCAAUCCGGUGAAGAACAAGAGAAUCCAUUUCAUUGUGAUCAAGAAAGUGAGAGCAGCGCCAACCUACUCCCGACCAAAGAUCAAAGACCGGAGAGCGAAGAAUGUUGUCUGGCCUUUGAAACAGUGGAAGUGAUCGAAAAGGUUGAAGCGCUUGAAGCGGCUAUUGUGGGGCAGGGCAAAGGUGACACCAUGACCCAGAUGACCCUAGUUCAUGGUUCACCGUGCACUGAAAAUUUGGGAGUGAAUGGUAGAAAUGAAAAACUUGAGGUAAGUCAUGAAGAUCAGGGCAAAGGCAAUGCUCAAAUUCUGAUGUUGGCAGAAGAAGAAAACAAAUGCGAUCAUCAUGAUAGCUUACUGAACAUUGGAGCCAAUGAAGAAACCGAAGGGAAUGAUACUCUUGAGGCCAUUGAUUUAGACGAGCACAGAGGUACAGUGACUUCGAUGUCCGAAAAAGGCCAAACGAGAUGCCUUGUUGGCUCGCCUACCACUGAAUCUGCUGAAGUAAAGGAGAAAGAUGAAAUGAUGGAGGAAGCUGAAGCCAGAGACACUGAGCUUAUCAGCUGCGAAGAAAGUCAAGCAAAUGGUGAGUCAGCUCAAUUCCCACAUAAUAUUGCUUCAGCUAGCAACCAACAAAAGCUACAUACUGAAAAACCAGGAUUUUUUUCAAAUGUUGAUCACGAAGAUAACUCUGUCUUCGAUGAGCUAACAUCUGAGGAUAAAACAUGUGAGGAUUUCAGCCGUCUGCUGAAGCCUGAGAUUGGAAGUGAUGAUGGCUUUACAGAACUUCAGCUGUCUGCUGAAGCCGCUGAAGCAAGGAAGGAGACUAUUGUAAAUGAACCAGCUUCAGACGACAGGGUUAUAGAGAGUGAGAACUCACCAAUGCAGUUUGUUGAAAUACAGAAAAAUCUCAAUGGUGACAAUGAAAAACAACUGGAGGAAGUUGAGGGUCGAUCCCAGGUGAAUUAUGCAGACAAUGUCACUAUAGAAGAGCAUAAUCAAACGAGGCCAGAGGAAGAUAGCCUUCAUGAUGAAGGAGAUGAUGAUGCAGAUGAGGCAAAUAUGACUGACAAAGUGGAAGAUAGUUCGGAGGGAACAGGAGACUCCUCCGUCGAAUCCAAUGCUGAGCCAAUUUGGCCCAUGGACUCAUUGGAGGAAGUAUGUGCGGAGGUGAAAGAACUGAAAAUCAAUGGAAAGAAAGAAGAACAGCACAUGGAGGAAGAUCAAAAUGUAAGGACACAAGUACCUACGUGCCCUCAGAACAUUGACAAUGAUGGCAUCAUUGACAAGAGCAUCCGAAAUGGGAAUGAUUGUAAAAGCAACUCAAAACUGAAUUUUCUUGAGAGGGUUAUGCUGGAGCUUGCGGAGCAGACUCAUCAACCAACAACAUACUCACAGAAAUUGAGAAUUCUUAUACCAACUAUCCUGGCGCUCUCAUGGUCACUCUGUUUCUGGCAAUUUGGCCCGCCCUUCUUGAAGAUUUCUCUCAUAGUCGUCCUGAUUAAGAUCCUUUCCAAGAUUCAGGGAUUUUGAAGCAGUUGUCAUUCACAUUCAGUUGAAAUAUUAUAUAUGCAGAAUGUGUAGUGGGGGUGCUCACUAUAUAAUAAGAGACAAAAACUAGUUAAUCGUCAAAAAACUUUUUAUCAGUGAAACUUAUUUUCGAGCAUUUGAUUA